Molecule: messenger RNA, 2377 nt
Organism: Onychostoma macrolepis
Lineage: Eukaryota; Metazoa; Chordata; Actinopteri; Cypriniformes; Cyprinidae
Gene: adisspb
Product: adipose secreted signaling protein
Exons: 6
Coding region: 316-840 (174 amino acids)
Source: RefSeq, a predicted model, not a curated record
UGCAGUUGUAGUGCAGCAACAGAAACCACGUGAUUAACGCGGAAGUUGUAGCCCUUAAGUGAACGUGAAGUCCAGCAGUCUCUCGCAGAGCAGCGUCUGGCUUGUUCUGACUGGAGGUUUAGGUUUUGCGCUUCUGGUUCUGGUUCUGGUUCAUUUCUGUAGCAACUUGGGAGGUUCAACGCGCGAUUCUAGACUGAAAUCUACAACAGCAGAAGCGCAUUAUCAGUGCGAAUAGGGUUGUUUUGAGGUCAGAUGAUAUCUACGAUGAGGCCGUAACUGAAGCGUUUCUUGAGUUUGGUCCUGAUUGUUGCCAGAAUGGCCACUGCUAAGAAAGCAGCGUCUAAGACGGGGGGCGUUCGCUUCGCUGAGGAACCCGCUGCGGCCGUCGCUCACUCUCAUGUGCAUUUUGACGAGAAACUGCACGACUCCGUCGUCAUGGUGAUACCCGAAUCAAACGGGAACUUCCUGGUUAAGGUGGGCUUCCUGAAAACACAGCACCGAUAUGAGAUCGUGUUCACACUGCCAGAGGUGCCAGAGCUCGGGAAAGACGUGUGUCCAGCCCCCAUCCCCAAUCCACACCUCCGUAUCACUAACAUAACGCCGUCCUCAGACGGAGGUCUGAGGGUGACCUGUGAAUAUAUGGCCCAUCAGGAGGGAGUGAUGUGUGAGGAGGUGCAGAUUCUUAGUGAGAGCAAAGAGGACGCAAGUGUGAAGGUUAAAGUCCAUGCUCGUGUCAUGGACCGUCAUCACGGGACUCCCAUGCUGCUGGAAGGCGUUCGCUGCAUAGGAGCAGAACUCGAGUACGACUCCGAGCAAAGCGACUGGCAAGGCUUUGACUAAACGCCUGAACGUCACAGACUUCCCAAUCAGUGCCACAUAUCUCGUGUCGGCAGCGACAGAAUAUUCCAGAUUCUGGAAUUCUGUUGUCAAUGUCUCUGCUUUCUGCUCGCAGCGUUUGGAAACAAACUGUGGUUACUAGCUUGUUUGUACUGUUACAAUGGAAUGCAGGAAUGAUCUGUCGUUUACUGUAGCUCUCUGUUACUUGUCGUUUUUCAGGUUUGGUUAAAAAAAACAAUCAAAUAGUGUGUGUUUGCUCUAACUGAAUUCCAGUGUUAUGACAAUGUUUCUUUUAGAUAAAAACAAAUAGAAUAUGCUCUUAUGUCUGUGUUUCUGCAAUGUGAUUCUAAGGUUUUUAAACUAAUUCUAUGAGUGAUUCUUGUGCUCACUGUGAAUCAGCCUCUUAUUUGUACCAGUAGGAGGCACUGCUGACCACAAAAUCAAUCUUACAUGUUUCACCAUGAACUUUGUUGGCAACUUGGCUUUAAAGUUUGAAUGUUUUGAUUUGUUUACUGAAAUGAAUUUGAUUAGUAAUUUACUCAAAAUCAUUUUAGAUCCAGCAAAUGUUGGAGAUUUUGACUGCCCUGAUAGAUUUUUUUUAACGAGAUUAUCACCUUAAGGGCUGUUCAGUCAUCAUCUGUGUGUAACAUUGGUCUGUUUUGUUGAGCCAAAGUGCCUGAAAUCAUAUACAUUGUUAGUUUAUUUGAUUGAUGCCAGCAUGUAAAUCGAGCCAUUACAUAUUGAAUGUUGGCAGCCUUAUUCCAGCAUAGUAUUGAAUGUCUAUUCAUAAGUCCAUAUAACUGCUUUUACAAAGUCUGGAUCUCUUAAAAGUUCAUAUGUCUUUUCAAACGGAAUUUCAAAAUAAUAUCUCCCAGAGCGCGGUUUUCACCGUUGACGGUUUGUUUGUCUCUUACUGUACAUUUUUUUACUCGAGCAAAUAAAAUUCACUUGUUGAUUCAAAAUGCUUUUAUAGUAAUUUGUGUGUCAUAAAGUAAUUAUGAAUCAUUGCAUUGAACAGCCACUAGUGGUCAGUGUACUCUAAAAUAAUGAACCUCUUUACAGUUUCAGAAAUAUAAAGGGUUGGAUAUUGAUGAAUGUACAAUAAAACCAGAGUUUGAUAAUGCCUGAUAAUCAAGUAAAUUGUGAAUAUACAAAUGUAUUAAGGUCCACUCAUGCAUUUUCCUACAGAAAAUACAGGUGUUUGCAGAAGAGGUGAAAUUUAGAAAAACGUUUGACUUUUGUUUUCCUUGUGAUUGUAAUCUGACAGGUGAGAUUUCAUUUCUUUAUAAAGGUAGUUCAAAAUCUUACAUUAUUUCUAAAGAAACUAACUAUUUUCAAAUUCUGAAAUGUAGCAUCAUGCAUUUACAUAAUGUAUAUGAAAUGAAACAUGUAAAUGCAUCAUGCAUUCCUCAUCCAUAUCUUGCGGUAGUUUAAUUUUUCUGUAACAACACAAAAUUAAUUUAAGGUUACUGCCUUUCUAGAGGUGGUUGUAGUCAUUUUUUUUUUUCUUUUUAUCAUGCUAUGCAAAUCUGACACCCUA